Molecule: messenger RNA, 5607 nt
Organism: Scophthalmus maximus (turbot)
Lineage: Eukaryota; Metazoa; Chordata; Actinopteri; Pleuronectiformes; Scophthalmidae
Product: RNA polymerase II elongation factor ELL
Exons: 12
Coding region: 238-2040 (600 amino acids)
Biological process (GO): transcription elongation by RNA polymerase II; positive regulation of transcription elongation by RNA polymerase II; snRNA transcription by RNA polymerase II
Cellular component (GO): transcription elongation factor complex
Molecular function (GO): cis-regulatory region sequence-specific DNA binding
Source: RefSeq, a predicted model, not a curated record
AAACACGAGAUAAAUACAGGCUGGAAACUCUGGGGGCACAAAUGGGCACGACGAGUGUGACCUGGAAAGCGCAAGUAAAAUAGCGCGUGCGCGUGUGCAUGCGAUUGUGUGUGUGUGCGCGCUCGUGCAUGUGUGAGUGCGUGCGCGUGCGCGCGCGCCUCUAUCCCCGCCCACACGCGCUCUCUCUCCUCCGUGACGUCUCGGGCUGAAUGUCGCCAACAGCCCUCAGUUGUAGAAAUGGCAGCGCUGAGGCAGGAGCAUCGGUAUGGACUCUCGUGUGGCAGGAUCAACAAAAACACCCCGAACCAGACCCGCUACCACGUCAAACUCACUGACACCGCCAUCCGGACCCUGGAGGCCUACCAGAACCUGAAGGCAUCACUAUCAAAUCAGCCAGCGAUUUGCUUCAAGGGGAGUCAGGGGUAUGUAAAGAUCCCAGCACCGACCCCAGAAUCUCCCGAUGGACUCAGAGUCUUCUCCUUCUACCUGUCCAGCGACAGCAAAGACAAGCCGCAGUCCAGCUUUGACUGCAUCCACCAGUAUGUCUCUGGGGAGGGCAGGGAUCACCUGGAGGGCCAGGGCAGCAUUCAGGACAAGAUCACAGUUUGUGCCACAGACGACUCCUACCAGACGACCAGGGAGCGCAUGUCCCAGGUGGAGAAGGACAUCUGGAGCCGCUCAGCAAUUGAGAUCAAGCCAGGGCCAAGUAAGUGUGUGAAGGUCCAGAGGAAGCAGGGUCUGGUAUCCGGCUCAGAUAGCAGCAACAAGCACUCCCCCAGCAACAAGAGGAGCCUGAAUCCCAGCCCCAUCGCACACCGGCCCUUGAGGGAUCGCAUCAUUCAUCUCUUGGCCUUAAAGCCAUACAGGAAACCUGAGCUGCUACUGUGGUUGGAGAGGGAGCGGGCCACUCCAAAGGACAAGACUGACCUGACCUCAGUACUGGAUGAGGUGGGUAAACUGAACCCUAAAGACCACAGCUACUCUCUGAAGGAUGAACUCUACAGACACAUCCAGAGAGACUGGCCCGGAUAUCUCGAAGAAGAAAAGCAACUCAUCCACAGGCUGCUUAUCAGGAAACUUCAGCCACUCCACAGUAGCCAGUUGAAGAGUCCUCAGUCCAACAACUCAUUCCACAAAACUCCUGGGGACUCGCCUUCACAACUGAGUCCUGCCAAGAAUCUCUCUGUGAAACGCCCAUUUCCCUCCGAUCCAUCCAGCUGUCAAACCCCCAAAAAACAAAGACUAUUUGACCAGUGUUUGCCCUUGCAGUCGCCUUCUCAUGGAGACUACGGCGCCAACGGGGCUCGUAGCGCCUCUAGUAACGGAAACUCUAGUACACAGAUCAAAAUAGAGUUCGACAAAACCAACAAUCAUCUCCAGGGGAGCCCAAAUGGUCUGUACUCACCGCACAAACUCAGUGGGUCAUCCGCUAUUCCCAAACUGGAGAGGACAGAGCCAGCUCCUACUGCUCCCAGCCCCAGGACCCCACAAACAGACACCUCCAUUUGCACUGACCAACAGUUCACUAACGGCCAACAUAAAAAGAAGAGGUCCAAGAAGCACAAAGACAAGGAACGACAGCGCUUAAAACCAGACUGGAUUGAAACCAGUCCAGACCUGAAGCAGAACAAACAGGAAAAUCUCAAAGACCAUGAGGGAGAGAAAACACCCGUCAGACGAACUUCAGCAGAGGAACUGCCUGACUAUUUAAUAAAAUACAGCACCAUAAAAGCACUGGAUCAGCGUCAACAGUACAAGGAUGACUUCCGUGCCGAGUACGAUGAAUACAGAGCGCUUCAUGACCGGAUCGGGGCUAUCACAGAGAUGUUUGUUCAGUUGGGCUCAAAGAUCAACACUCUCUCCCCGGGAACACAAGAGUACAAGCUCAUGGAGGACCAAAUACUACAAAAGUACCGAAAGUAUAAAAAAAAGUUUCCUGGGUAUCGGGAAGAGAAGAAGAGGUGCGAGUACCUGCAUCAGAAACUGUCACAUAUCAAAGGCCUGAUCACAGAUUAUGACCGAGCACAGGAACUGUCCUAGUAACUGGCCUCUGCCCUCACCAGGGUGUGAAAUGACUGGACCAAAAGACUCCUAAUGGACUCAAAGACUGCCCAGCUGGGUCCUGGAGUCGCUGAGACACUUUUCACUUUACUCCUCCUGCUAAUGGAAUCGAGGAGCGAGGUUCCUUUUAAAAAAGUGGGCUCAGACCACCGACUCGUGAUCAGACGUUGCCCUUUAACACUACGGCUUUCAUCUAUGAUUAUGUCUGUAAUGGCUGGAGCUCGUUCUGUGGUAAAAUAGAUGACAUGGUCACAGCCAAGUCCAUUUUCCUGAAAUGCAAAACAGACACGAUCCUUCCUGCCUAAUUGCAUUUUUAUCCUAUCCUCUAUCUCGUCAGAACUUUUAAAAGAAAGGUGUUUUAAAAAUAGUAUUAAACUGAUGGUACAAUCAAUCCAGGUGGGAAAAAAAUGCUACUAAAGCCUUUAUAUAUUUAACAUCCAGAGGACUCUGUUUACUUGCUGUCUACUGAGUCGAUUGUUGACACAUUCACAUUAAUUUUUCAUUAGUAACAGUGCUGGCAUUACAUAGUGACAGUAACAUGGUCAUGCUAUAAACAGUAUGUCUCUUUAGACCACAUCUGAACUGACUAAAUUCAUUUAAUGCAAAUUUCAUCUCAUGAUGGUAAAAUGAGUCAAAUGUGAAAUAUAUAAAUAUAUAUAUCUGCAGGACUAAGAACACACAAAGGUUUGUAUUAUUUUGUCAAUACAAUGAAAACAAAACAAAGAGUAAAGCAUAAAAUGCAGAGUUGUUUCAAAAUGUGCUACUUCAUAUUAUUACCCAGAAUCUGUGGCAAGGACUUUUGUCUCUGGGCUGGAGUUGAAUUACGUGGCUCUCUGCCUGCUCCUCACAGUACAGUAAUACCGCUUUCAAGAUAAAAUGUUUUUAAACAUGAACUCUAGAAAAUGUCUGGAAAUUUGGGUGCAGAAAUUUUUUUCCGUAGUUUGCCUCUCAUAAAACCAACACAGCAGGAGAGUGUCCAAGUCAGGCAUGUUCACACCGACACGAAGUGUUCUCACAUGGGCUCACUCAGACGUUUUUAAGGCAAUUUAACUAAGGAAAAAGUUUCAGAAAAUGUCUGGAGCAACAUUUGCAGACAUUUACAGCCCCUCUGGAAAAUGUUAGGAACAUGUCCAGACUUCAGUGCAUGUCUGAAAGCAUCUAUAGUGUUAAAUCCACCCACAUGUAGCCUAAAGUACCACAAACUGCCUUUUCUCUAUGUCAUAGAACCUUAUCAGCUCACACAUCUCUCAAAUCGUCAGUAGUAAUCAUGCUGUAUCUACACUGUAGAUGAAUGACUACCAGUUGCCCUAUGAAACAAGUUUUCACUUUACAUGCAGUUGAAUAGAGUACAGGGUAAUGGUUCAUAAAACUGAUCCACACAUUUUGCAAUCAUUUACUAUGAUUUUGCUUUGGUUGAUGUAUUGAUGUUUAAUAAUAUGAGAUUCGGUUGAAUAUUAAUUAUUCACUUCAGUGAGUGUUACAUUACUCUGCUGAAUGUGAUAGAGGUGGCUUUAAACAAAUUCAGAAUGUGUCAUUUUCAGCCCCAUGUGUGAAAUGUGUGGUCACUCAGUUCCAACCACUUUGGUUCAUUUUAGAUUCCUUUCUGGGAUUAUUUGUACCACAAGCAGGUACAUUUGAAUUAAUACUGCCUUUUAUUUUAUGUCAUCUUAAGUAGCUGAGGCCUGAAGUUAGGAAAUAGUGAUACAAUUUCAGUGCUCUCUGGACGUUUGUGUCGAUUUAGCCAUACUCACAACUUUUGUCUUAAUGACGGCUGGAAAUGGGAGAAUGAAAGCUAAUAUUUGCCUUAACGUGUAUGUCAGAAAUUUCCAGAAUUCUGGUACCCUUGUUCUGAAAUGUUCUUUGUGGUUUUUUUUUUUAGUCUGAAGAACGUUCAGUUACUGGAUAGAUGUUGUGCUACAGUUUUUUGUUUUUUUUUAGAUAUACGUCUUCAUCAUUCUUUGCAUUUAGCUUCAUUUGUCGCCUGUCGAAUAAUCAUGAACUGUAAAGGACUUCAAAUCAUGGUCUAAUCCUAUCAAUAACCAUUCUGGAAAGUAAGAAACUUUGCAGAAAUCUACACACAACAAUGUGAUUUGCUUAUCGGGAUUUCUCAGCUGUCACAUAUUUAAGCAGCUCUUGUGCAGUUAGGUGUACGUUUCUUUCUUCUUUGUUUUUCUGGGAUGGUUGAAGGAUUUGAGAAUAGCAACAGUUGUUGUUUUGGCACAUUAAACUUUCAAGAAACUAAUAUUAGCACUGACUAUUGCAAAAAAUGAUAACAGUAAGCCCUAUGGUGUUUACAAAUUCUGAGGAUUAAAUAUCAUCAAAUCUAAACAUGACAGAUUCUUGACUAUAGAAAUAUUUUCCUUAUUCUGUCCAUUUUUAUCUCUUCUCAGGCCCAGUCUGCUUGAUCUUUUUGUAGUAUUGUGUCUACAUGCAUUUUGAUGAGCUCAAAAUAACUGAGAACACUAGUGUGUCUUGUUCUGGUACUCAGGAUGGAAAUCUUUAAGUUAUGGUUUUCACAAAAUUUAUUUCAAAACACAAACCUUUAAAAAAAAAAAAUAACAGCAGGAUGAAAAUAUCUACAAAACACCAUUUACACAUUGAGACCUUGGACGUCUUGGCUCCCAAUUUACCACUAAAACCAUAUUGAUCAAUUUUAAUAAACACACUGCAUCAUGGGUAACAUUCUGUGGGCAAAAUAUCAGUCUGAUCGUAGAAUGAAUGAAGAUAAUCAAACCAUUCCUUUUAAUGUGUUUUUUGGGAAACCAGAGGCUUGGUGAAAAAGGGGCUUCUCAAGUGCUGACUGUGAUGUUGUUAACUGUUGCAAGAGCGAACUACUGAUGGUGCCUUUUAAUUCAGCAAGCAGACACUGCCUGGAAUUAUGAUUAGUAUUCUGGAAAAAAAAAUGGGCCAGCAGUAUUUCACGUGUAGUUUCACACUGUUGCCACUGUUCAAAGUGCUUUGUUCAACCUUUUUUAGAAUAAGUUGAUAUCAAAUGCCUUGUAAAAUGUGUAAAGUGACAUGAUAUCAUAUUUAAUUAGAACAUUUUUUCCAGUCAAAUUAGCAUUUCAAAAAUGUAAGGUUUUCCAGGACACCAAUUAAACUGCAUCUCAUGUUGGCUAUUUGCAUACAUGUAUAUUUUAACGAAUGGCCUGGAUUUUGUUUUUUUACAUUGUAUUUUCAGCCCAGGAAACAGUUCACACAUAUUUCAUUCAGGUGUGCUUAAUGUUGGUACUGGGAAAAAACAACGCCACCAUGGAAAUGUGAAAUUAAACAUUUUGUCAAUUAUGAAUUGCUGCAAUUGAUCCACCUUGUUGAACAAAUUUAUUUAUUGCUUUGUUUGCAUUUGUUAUUUUAUGGGAUUCUUCUUUGCAUUGUCUGCCCUCACAGCACAACUUAAAAGUAUGGUGAAAGGGAAAUGGAAUAUAUUUUUGCAAUUUUUGAUGGCAGGUGCUUCAUCAUGGGGUUAUCCUCUUGAAAAAAGCUUUCAGAAAAAAUAAAUGUAUUAUUGUCUCUUUAAAAUUGGAAAUUAAAGUGGGGUUUUUUCCA